Messenger RNA from Chara braunii, 3955 nucleotides. The record is from the annotation of a GenBank genome assembly. NCBI's taxonomy places the organism in Eukaryota, Viridiplantae, Streptophyta, Charophyceae, Charales, Characeae.
GACCUCCUCGGAAGAGCAGCUAGGGGGGAAGAUCUGGCGGUCGUGGCGGCGGCCGUGGUGGUGCAAGAAAAGGUAAGCAGAUAGUGAGGGCCGAAGAACUGCGGGACUCAGGGGAUGAGGGCGAGGGAGUGGGCCCUCGCAUGCCCGACGAUGAUGAUGAACUGCUUCAGCACGCUGCGCCCAUCGACACGACGCGGUGUUUCUUCCUCGAGUACGACGAGCGGGGUUUUGCUAAGCAAAAAGUCCUUCCUGUUCUUGUGGAUGUCAUGAAAAUCAAACGCAUUCCCUGCGGGAAUAUUCUUUUCAACCACUGCUCUUUGUCUGCGAACAUUGUGCGAGGCAUCGUGAAUGCCAUCGAGAGUUCCAUCACCACGGAACCGGGGGCGUGGGAUAGGCCUGAGCUCGUGCUUGCGCCGGUUGACCGCAACGACAUCGUUGGCGGGCAGGGUAGGCGGAUAACACCGACCGAAUUCUUGGAAAGAGACUCCUCGGAGUUCGAUUGGUAUGCUGUCUGUGGUCAGCAUACGGUCGAGGUCAUGAAGACAUUGGUAAAAAAGGGCUCUCCGGCAGUCGACGUCUAUGGCCUUCGCGCGUACUCUAAGGUGCGGGUCGUCUAUUUUGGAGAUGAGCAGACGCGAGGGUAUUUCAAUGUCUCCGCCUUCGACAACACUCGCGAAAAUCGGGCCAUGAUGUUGUCCUUCGAGGAUGCUGUCCGUGAUAUGAGGCAAUGGUGGAUCGAUAACCAUCGAAUCGAGCCCCCGAAAGGCAAGGUCAGCGAUAAGGAUGCGGUCGCCGUUGCGCACCAAAAGAAGUGGCAAAAUUUCUUAAGGGCCUCCAUGGGAAAGACAUGCGACAAGGCGUUCGUGAAGCAGGCGCUCGAGAAUGAGUAUAGUAAGGAUUGGAGCAAUAAACUCCGUGGCUACAUGAACCUCGCCACAUCCACCGAGGCUGUGUGGCCACUGGUCGAGAAGUUCUUCGAGAUGUUCAACGAGGGGAAGCUGCCAGUUGGUGAUGGUAAAAUACCGCUUGACGUGCCGGGUAGGGUGGAGGGGCGCCAACCAGGCCCGUACACCGACGAGACGAAGGGGCAAAGAACAUUAUACCAUUGCAUAUACGCGAGAGAUGGUCCCAAAGGCUCCACCGUGUCGUGGAAGGAUCUAUGUCCUUCCUACUUCAAAAAUUUUGGGGAUUUGACGUGCCGCGAGAGGGAAGUUGCACUGCUCCUCCUCAUGAAAGGGGAGGUGGUCGCGACGAACGUCAAGGUCAUGCCUCCGAGAGUGAAUACGGAGUGCCUCCUCGACAUCAUGCACAAGGAAUGGUACAUGGUUCCUAUGUUCAACUACGUUGUUUUUCGCGCCGAGGGAAGGGCGGACGAUGAGUGGAAUGAUGCCUUCUUCAUGUCAUACAAGGACCUCGAAGACAGGUGUGGGCCGAACGGUCUGUGUGCAGCUGAAUGGGAGAAGGAACGGGACAAGCUGCAUGUCAGCAAAGUGAAGACGGUCCCUCGACGACUCGGAGGGGUGGAGGAGGCAAGGCAAGGAUCAGGUUUGGGCCCUACGGCGGCAAUGUAUAAGGAGGCUCCGUUCCACUUUAAGGUGUUUGUAUACACCUCAAUCGAUAAGCUCGAUCUGCUUCGGGCGGAGGUCAAACGGGUCGCCUCCAGCGCACGUCAUAUCGUGUGGGAUAAACUUAAAAAACAAACAACAUUGCUACCGGUGUGCAUGCCAUUGAAGGAAGUGCUGGCUGCGCCAGACGACAUCGUUGCUGCGGCGCAAAAAAUGACCUGCAGGGCCGUCAUCCUUGACAUCUCCCCCGCUAAUUUCUGCACGACAUGGACCUCUCAAGAGUUCGACGCUCUGCACUCUAUGGUGACUAAGUGUUAUGGCUCUAAUUGGGUUCUUUUUGUCUUCGCACCGCAGAAGGUGCAAAGUGAUGUUCUGCGUUGCUUAUUCCAGUGGGAGGACAUCGAACUCAUCCUCGGGACAUGGAAACGGGUGGACAGGCCAUCGAAUGACAUCAUGAGGUAUGGCAAUAUCGCUACGGCGAGUCGAGACAUGAUGGUCAUUGUCCUGCACGCGGAGGGAGGGGAUCUCAGAAAGGUCACGGUCGCACCCCGCCUAGUCAAUGACCUUACAAACGUGCAUGUUGUGGAGGACAAGUUCGGGAAGUGUCUGGGGAAACACGGUGGCAUAGAGGGCGAUGAAAGUGUGGUGUAUUCCAUCUGGGAGCGAGAGCCUGGCAAGUUGCGUUCGUUGUGUGGGUCAUUCGUCGGGGAGGCGGAAGGUGUGCUUUUAUUGGGUAGGGCGCACGCGGGUCUUGUGUGGGAAUUAUUACUGGCAGGGAAUAAUGUCAUUGCCUGUGACGAGUCGGCAAAGGACAUUGCAUACUUGACAAAGUUCAUCGAUAUACUUGUCAAGGACGACAGAUUCAACUGCCACAUCGAGAAACCGCGUUCCAAACAUCGCCCGAACAGGGACAUGUUCCACAAGUUGGGGCCUAAGAAACUGAAGGUGUGGGAGUACUUGUUCCGCGAUAUGCCACAAGGACGGCUUGACGGGAAAUAUAUAUACAGGAAAGCAAAGGCAACAGAGACCCUCAAACAUUAUCAUGGUGCUCUCACUGGCGCCUUCGAGACUUUUGUUGCUCGAUGCGAGAUCCUCAAGUUCGAUCUUCGCAAAGACAAAUUGACGUCCAAGGACUACGCGGAGCUCGCGAAAUCGGGCGAUGGCUUUAACCCCGUCGACAGCGAGGAAGAUUCUUCGGACUCCGACCUCGAACUGGGCGAGGACACAUGUGCUGAGGUUCCGCCCGGUGGAAUGGUGCAAGCUCACGAAGACGGAACUGUCCAUUCACACGGAUGGUCCAUCACGGUGGCCGCCCCAAGCGUCGCCUCAAUGGUGGCCCCGUCCGAGAGGGCUGCAUUGCAAGACAUUGGAAGAUGCGGUGGCAAUGAAGAAGACGACAUUGAGAUACCAGGCGAGGCGUCGACGCUCGCACCAGGCGAUGCAAUUCCUUCAGGCUACUGUGCUGACCCGGACACGAUAUAUUUCUUGGAGGGCAAACACACCCACACAGGCGAGGAUCAGUGGGGCCAUGACAUCAUAUGGCAUGAGGGCGUUUUACAGCCGUGCAUCCAAGAUGGGGAGUGGAAGAUGGCGGUGAAAUACACAAGCGGUUGGAAGACUUUUCGCCGGAUGUCAAAGGACAUAUGGUUGAAAACGACAGAACUCGCGAUCCUGCAUCGCGUGCGCGUCGAGAAUCCAGAGCAGAGCGAGGCCGCCAUCAAAGCCAAGGCCGAAGAAUUGUUUCAUGUCUUGCGCGACAAUCGACAACUGGAGUACAGCAACAAAUUUUAUGCCCUGCGCUCGAGUCCCUCACGCGGGUCAAUCAAUUGGAAGGUUGAUCAAACCGCCAGAACCUUGGAGGGGAGCUGCUCUCAUGAUUUCAUGCCUUCGGUUGAGCCGGCCUCUGUGGCCGCGCAAGCAGGGCACAGGGGAGAUGACGGGACUACUGUUGUCGGGCCUCAAGAGGUUGACAUCACGUCUAAGCCGCAAAUAUCGGAAAAUUCCAUCUCGGUCGCCACGAAACAAUCGUCCUCACCCAUCGAUGUGUCAACGACGUUGCCGUCGGAUGCAGGUGCCACGCACGGGAGUUUAUUGAUAACAAAUGCUGCAAUGCAAGGCAGAUCCGAGAUCGAGUCAGAGUCUGAUGUUGGGCUGAGCAUGGCGGAGAGUCAGUUGCAACCGUCUUUAUGCACUGGCAAAGGUGAUGCACAAUUACCGCUGACACCACAGGGAGGGGCCGGUGGGGAUGGCGGGAAGGGAGAGGAUGUGGAGGGAAUGCACCGUUCUUGUAACCUCGACACCUUAACCGCUGAUAUUGAUUAAAAGGGUGAGGGUGGGUGAGGGGGGAGGGGUGCAAUUGGAGGGGGAGAAUCUAGUGAUAUGAUUACAAC